ACCGUGUUGGGUUUUGCAGUAGCCCGUAGAGAUCUUCAGGUAUUCAGAUCCUGAAACUCCCGGUGAAAUCCGUUGCAUCAAAAUUGCCACACGUGAAUUUCAUUCUUGCUAGAGGUUGUUGGGACAAGUACAUCAUGGUUGAUUUAUCUAUUGUAUGGAGUGACAGCAAAGACAGAACCGUACAAUAAUUGUAUAUGUCCCAUUCCUCCGAGAACUGGGACGAGAACACCACCCACCCGAAGAGAAAGAGAGGGAGCUAUGGCUGUGGAGGAAGAGGGCCGGAAAGGAAUCCCAUCUCUCCUCUCCUCCGGGGACGGGGAGGAGAACAUCGCCUCCAACAUCACCCAGCUCAUAGGGUGGACUCCACUAAUAGAAAUGAAGAACAUUGCUAAGAAAGACGGCGUCGAAGCGCGGUUGGUUGGAAAGAUGGAAGCGUACCAACCCCUUUGCUCAGUUAAGGACAGGAGCGCUCUCCGGAUGAUUGAAGAUGCAGAGGAGAAGGGCUUGAUUUCACCUGGUGUUACGACACUAAUCGAGCCAACAAGCGGAAAUCAAGGAAUUGGAAUGGUGUUCAUCGCUAUUCAGAAAGGCUACCGGUUUAUUGCUGUUAUGCCUGCAAAAUAUUCACUUGACAAACAGAUGCUACUGAGAUUUUUGGGUGCUGAACUUAUCUUAACAGAUCCUGCAAAUGGGUUUAAAGGAAUGAUUGGCAAGGUAGAGGAGCUGAUGAAGACUAUACCAAAUUCUCAUUGUCUUAAUCAAGUCACCAAUCCAGCAAACCCAGAUGCACACUUCAAAUGGACUGGACCCGAGAUAUGGAAGGACACAGCAGGCAAAGUGGAUAUGUUUGUGGCCGCUGUUGGCUCAGGAGGCACACUGACAGGUGUAGGAAAGUACCUGAAGAUGAAAAAUCCAUCCAUAAAGAUAGUGUGUGUGGAACCUUCAGAAAGCGCUGUAAUUUCAGGAGGCUCACCGGGGUCACACAAGAUUCAGGGCACGGGGCCAGGGUUCAUACCGGAGGUUCUCGACACGUCGGUCAUCGACGAGGUCGUGACGGUGAGCACGGAGGAGGCCAUGGUGAUGGCGAGGAGGCUGGCGAGGGAGGAGGGCCUGCUUGUCGGCAUAUCCUCGGGUGCAAACGUCGCUGCUUGCAUCAAGAUUGCGGCGAGAGAAGGGAACGAGGGCAAGAUGAUUGUUACCAUAUUCCCCAGCGCUGGCGAGAGAUACCUGAACUCUGAUCUCUUUGCGCUUGUUAGGGAGGAAUGUGAGAAUAUGACUUUUUGAUGUCAUGGGCAGCUCUCAUUAAGUAGAAUGGGUGCUAUUUUUCAUGUGUUCGUAAGUGUCAGCAGAAGGUACAGUGAAUCCUCUGUUCUUGCUUUUCAAAAAACAGAGCAUGCCUUUGCUUGUUUGAAUACAUGUGGUCGGAUACAGGCUAAUUGAAUGGAAGAAAUCAUAUGCUGAUCUUCA
Triticum dicoccoides is the source of this 1467-nucleotide messenger RNA. RefSeq names its product cysteine synthase-like. The record is from RefSeq and is a predicted model, not a curated record. Gene Ontology annotation, molecular function: cysteine synthase activity. Bases 259 to 1284 code for a protein of 341 amino acids. The transcript has 7 exons. Lineage: Eukaryota; Viridiplantae; Streptophyta; Magnoliopsida; Poales; Poaceae.